Pocillopora damicornis (cauliflower coral) is the source of this 1466-nucleotide messenger RNA. RefSeq lists its product as uncharacterized. NCBI's taxonomy places the organism in Eukaryota, Metazoa, Cnidaria, Anthozoa, Scleractinia, Pocilloporidae. The record is from RefSeq and is a predicted model, not a curated record.
GUCCGGGGCACGUAGCUCUGACUCAGAACUUGUGCACGCACCAUUGUUUUGCGUGAAUUGUUUUAUAUGACAACUCGAGAUUGCUGAUUGUAGAAGUUUUUCAUUCCAACCGAAAGCCUUUGCAGUUUUCUGCGCAGUCAAGGAACACGAACAAGAAAAUGCUGACAUUUCUCUUCCUCAUUCAUCUAAUGGCCUUUUCGACAGAAGCUCAGGUUACAGAGUGUUCAUUCGGUGGAGGUUUUCCAGGGGAUGAAGUUUUUUGUGAAGGGUACACAGAACAAGGUUCACCAUGCACAAAUGAAAAAGAAUGUUGUAGAAACCCCGUAAAAGGGGUGAUGGAGGGGUGUUACAAUAUGUCACUUAUUCAAGAACGCAAUCUGUGGAAGCCACCUCGUGUCUGUCCUGCUCGAGACUUUAGCUUCAAAAAAAAGAAGAACUCAACGAACAAAGCCAUAGACGGUCACGUGAUUGUUAAUCAUAAGGUCGUAUCUCUUCCUCAAUGCGGUGACUUCUGCAUACGUGAGCCUCGAUGCAGUGCGUUUAAUCUGGAAACUUUCACAGAUCACGAGGGUAAAAUGGAGUGUCAGCUGAUGGACAAUGUUUUGAACAUUGUCAACAAGAGUGGCUUUGGUUUCUGGCUUUUCGACAGAGAGUCGUAUAAAGAGACAUUUCUGUCACCAUUUUGCGAAUCCUAAAAUCAGGGAAAAGCAUCAUGCGGUAGAAACCAAAAGACUUGAAAGAGGAGAGAAAAAUACAGCAGCCACUACAUGUCAAAAGAAGUGAAAACCAUUUUUAAUCUUCACAAAGCUCAUGUAAGCUUUUCAUUGGAAUUUUUGAAAAACCCCAAAAAAUAUAAUAAUUGCGGAAUUUUUCUCAAUGAUAGCUUACUCUAUUAGUAAGUUAUAACGAGUUGUCUUAGAGGGUAAUUUUGGUAUUAUUAACUGAGCUGGUAACAUAAAUCGGCCACUGUAAAGACGGUUUAAAGCCGAAGUUUCGAGCGUUAGCCCUUUGUCAGACUCUUUACGGUGGCGAAUUUACGUUAUCAACUCAGUUGAUAAAAACCAAAUUACCCUGUUACUGACUCUCCCACCGACGCAGCACCAUAGUUUCUUUAGAAACUUACCCCCUUUACUGAUUUGUUUUAGACCCGAUUAACACUCUCUGGCUUAUCUCCGUACAAAACCUUUUCGUUCCCGUGACAAUCAGACCUAGCUUCACUGCAAUCUUUCCUCAAGCAACUCAAUCAUGGUAUUCAUAGCAUCUCUAGCGGGCAUAAAAUUAAUAAUCAAAAGUAAUUUUCACAAGAUUUUUGAGUGAUGAGUUUAGACAUGCUGUUUACGGUAGCAGCAAAACGUCAAAAUAAGUGUUUUAGUAUAAUUGCUCAGAUGUUUUCGAAUUCUAAUGUAAAUUCGUUUUGUUGUUAAAAACCACUCCGUGAUCGAAUAAAGAUGGCUUUGCGCGUGUUA